Molecule: messenger RNA, 12544 nt
Organism: Rhipicephalus microplus (southern cattle tick)
Lineage: Eukaryota; Metazoa; Arthropoda; Arachnida; Ixodida; Ixodidae
Product: papilin
Biological process (GO): extracellular matrix organization; proteolysis
Cellular component (GO): extracellular region; extracellular matrix
Molecular function (GO): metalloendopeptidase activity; serine-type endopeptidase inhibitor activity
Source: RefSeq, a predicted model, not a curated record
GAAAGGCGAUCUUUUUGUCGACGAUUUCGGUGCGAUUCUGACGGCGACGCGCGAGACAGCAGUCGCGACAAGUUCUUCGUCCGUCGUUCUUUAUGCUGCAUCAUAUAUCCCAUCCUCUUUACCACAUCUGUCGUAUUUAUUAGAUUUUUUUUCCUCGUCCUUUCUGGGCAAGCGGCUAUGAACCGUGUUUUAGCGCCUACGUUUCGGCUUCUCCGGACCUGAAUUUCACGCGUACGUCGACGCAGUUUUAUUGUGUUUUUCGCUCUUUGACCGAGACAAACCGCUGGUUGGACUUGCAUCACGCGGUCGUCUUCACCGCAAGGCACCAAAGCAGUGCAUGGCAGCUUACAAGGCACAUUCGAGUAGGGGAGCUGUGCUCCUAGCGGCCUUCCUCUUGCUGCUAGACUCUCCGGCAGAUGGCAGGAGACACCUCAUUCGCCAUGGUCGUCAGAGGCGGCAACACCAGCACCUGCACCACUUUCAGCAAAACGUGACACUGGGCCUGAACUCGGGCUCAUACCAGGAGUCUGGUCCGUGGGGUCCCUGGACCGCCAGCAGUUCCUGCUCGAGGACCUGCGGAGGAGGAGUCGCCUUCCAGACCAGAGUCUGCGAGGACUUCAGAGCCGACGGAUCCCACGGCUGCGUCGGUCCAUCUAAGAGGUACUUCUCCUGCAACGUCGAGGAAUGCCCAGACCACACGAAAGACUUCAGGGAAGAACAAUGCGCUCGAUUCAACAGCAUAGCCUUCGAAGGACGCUACUACAGCUGGGUGCCUUACUACAAAGCUGCCAAUCCGUGUGAGCUGAACUGCAAGCCGAGAGGAGAGCGGUUCUACUACCGACAUUCAGCGAAGACCAUCGACGGCACGCGGUGUCACGAUGACGGCAGCCUUGAUGUUUGCGUCAAUGGAGCUUGCAUGCCUGUUGGGUGUGACAAGAUGCUGGGUUCAGAUGCUGUGGAGGACAAGUGCCGCGUAUGUCGGGGGGAUGGUACAAGUUGUAGCACCAUUGAGGGCGUUUUUGACUUGGACAACCUCGAAGUCGGCUACAACGACAUCCUGCUGAUCCCAUCGGGAGCCACAAACAUCAGAAUCGAAGAGAAAUUUCCGACAAACAACUACCUCGCCGUUCGCAACCAGACUGGCUACUACUACCUCAAUGGCAACUGGCGCAUCGAGUUUCCUCGAAGCAUCCGGUUUGCUGGCACAGUGUUUCACUAUGAGCGGCGCAACCAUGGGGCCAACGCUCCCGAAAGCUUGGUCGCCCUUGGGCCUACCAUCGAGACCAUCCUCAUUGUGCUUCUGUACCAGGAGAAAAACCUUGGUAUCACGUACGAGUACUCGGUGCCUGCUGGUGUGAGCCGGCCGCAACCGGACACAUACAACUGGAACUCGGGUGACUUCGGGGAGUGUUCGCAGACUUGCGGCGGAGGUGCUCAGACCCGGCUCGUCUACUGCACGAGUGCAACCACAUUUGAAAAGGUGUCUGACGACCUCUGCAACCCGACCGUCAAGCCCCAAGCUGUGAGGGUCUGCAACCCAGAGCCAUGCCCGGCAUCUUGGUAUGUCGGUGAGUGGGAAAAGUGCUCCAAGACGUGCGGCAAUGGCACCCAGCUGCGGUUGGUGUUCUGCCAGCGGCGCACCGAGGCAGGCAGCGUGUUGGCCGAAGACGCGCACUGCGAGUCUGCCGGACCAAAACCGGAGCGCUUGCGGGACUGCAGCUCGGACGCUGAGUGUGCCUCCUGGGAAGUGGGCAACUGGACGGAGUGCGACCGGUUGUGCGGGCAAGGCACCCAGAUUCGAGAAGUCGUGUGCAUCAACCCACUCGAAGGCGACAAGGUUGAAGUUCUGGAUGACGCCGGUUGUGACGAGUCAUUGAAACCACCCACCAACCAAUCCUGCGAAAUCCGUACCUGCGAUGGCACGGAAUGGGUCACUUCACCGUGGUCAGGCUGCGAGGCCCCGUGCUCGUCGCGCAUCGAGACCCGGCAAGUGCUCUGCACCAACGAAGAAGGAAUGUUGUUCCCGGACGAAUACUGUGACGAUGAGAAGCGUCCCAACACAACCAGGUCGUGCGACGAGGAGGGUGGCUCUUUGGACGACCUUUGCCAGUACAUGUGGUACUACUCCCAGUGGAGUCCCUGUUCCACCGAGUGUGGGAAGGGCAUGCAGACCCGCAAGGUGUUCUGCGGCACCGCUAUUGACGGGAGCAUCGUUAACGUGACAGAUGACCACUGCAACCAGGAGGAUCUACUUGAGUCAACCAAGGAGUGCGUCAUUGAUGCUGUCUGCAACGGCACUUGGGUCGCUGCUCCCUGGAACCGGUGCUCGACGCCCUGUGGAGGCGGCCAGCGCAAAAGAACCGUCAUCUGCCAUGUGGACGGGAAACCAGCUGCGCCGAAGAACUGCGACUUCGGCAAGAAGCCGUUCGACACCGAGUCGUGCAACAUGGAUGCUUGUGAUGAAGAUGAAAUUAUUCCUCUGGGAGGCUGCAAGGAAUCUAAGCACGGCUGCUGUCCUGACGGCAUGACACCCGCUGGUCCAAACUAUGCUGGGUGCCCCAAGGCCGCCGUCGUCGAAGGUGGCUGCAAGGCGACCGAGUUUGGUUGCUGCUUGGAUGGUGUGACCCCGGCCUUUGGGCCAUUCAGGAAGGGUUGUCAGCAGCUGUCGCUCUGCAAUGGCACGCAGUUCGGCUGCUGUCCUGACGGCGAGACACCGGCUGAGGGCCCCGACAAUGAGGGUUGUCUCUUGGCCACGACCAACGUGACCCCCGUUUCCAAUUGCGCAGCUGCUGAAUGGGGCUGCUGUCCAGAUGGCAUCACUGCGGCCGAAGACGUGAACAAAACCAACUGUGUCGAAACCACGACGCCUGCGUUUGUACCCUGUGCCGACUCCCAGUUCGGCUGCUGUCCCGACAAUAUGACGGCAGCAGACGGUCCCGGUGGGCUAAACUGCAUCGAGGGGUCGGGCACGGAAGAACCCUGCCAGGGCUCAAUGCAUGGCUGCUGUCCAGAUGGCUUUUCAAUGGCCCAGGGACCAAACAACGAAGGCUGUCCACCCUUCUUCCAGGUCACGCCAAUCGCCAACUGCUCUCUGUCAACGUACGGUUGCUGCGCAGACGGAAUUACUGCCGCCCUGGGUACAGACGGGCUCGGCUGUGAAGAUGAGAUCGAAGGAAGUGGGACCGAACCGACGGACUGUGAGAAUACGCUGUACGGCUGCUGUCCGGAUGGCAAAACGCCAGCGAGCGGUGUGGGUCUCGAAGGGUGUGACGACUGUAGGAACACCACGUUUGGUUGCUGUCCUGACGGCGUCAGUGCCGCGAAGGGAGAGGCGUUCGAAGGUUGUGCGGAGGGCUGCGAGGGCACCAAGUAUGGCUGCUGUCCUGACAAGGUCACGCCAGCCAAGGGACCCGACUUCGAGGGCUGCGGGAAUUGCUCAGAGUCGAUGCAUGGGUGCUGCGACGACAAUGUGACCUUUGCCCUAGGACCCAACGGCGAGGGUUGCUGUGUGGUUACAGAGUUUGGCUGCUGCCGCGACAAUGUCACGGCGGCAACGGCCGACGGCUGCAUCUGCAACGAGACAGUGCAUGGGUGUUGUCCUGACAACGUCACUGUCGCACUUGGUCCCGACUUCGAAGGAUGCACCUGUGAGCACUAUGCUUUCGGUUGCUGUCCUGACAAGAAAUCGCCGGCCGCGGGCCCUGACUUCGAGGGCUGUGUGAUAUGUGCCAACACAACCUUUGGAUGCUGCCCUGAUGAUGUCACCGCAGCAGUGGGACCCAACUUUGAAGGCUGUGAAGGCUACGAGACCAACUGCACAAACACCACCUUUGGCUGCUGCCCCGACGGAAUACAAGCUGCGGAAGGCGAACACUUUGCUGGCUGCGCUGUGGGCUGCGAAAAGACCCAGUUCGGCUGCUGUCCCGACGGACAGGUUCCGGCAUCAGGCAUCGGCUUCGAGGGUUGCGACAACUGCAGUGAAUCCUUGUAUGGCUGCUGCGCAGACAACACUUCCUUUGUCCUCGGCCCCGAUGGCGAAGGCUGUUGCUUCCACACCGAAUUUGGCUGCUGUUCUGACAACAAAACGGAGGCGCAGGGACCUGAUCGGGCUGGUUGCAGCUGCCACACGACACCACACGGCUGUUGCCCCGAUGGGAUUGCCACUGCUAGUGGGCCGAGGUACUACGGCUGCACCUGCCACAACUAUCCGUACGGCUGCUGCCAAGACAAGCACACGCCGGCCGGUGGUCCAAACUUUGAAGGAUGCAUCUGUUCGCGCCUGCUUUACGGUUGCUGUCCCGAUGACGUCACUCCUGCUGAGGGCCCCAACCUGCAAGGCUGUCCGUGCCAGAUCAUGGAGUUUGGGUGCUGCCUGGACAGGCGUACUCCGGCUCGUGGACCUAACCUUGCCGGUUGCGGUUGCGAGACUAUGCCCUAUGGCUGCUGCCCAGACCGACAAACGCCGGCUCGUGGGCCUGCCUUCGGUGGUUGUCCGUGCACGGCGAUGCCGUACGGCUGCUGCCCCGACCAAAUCACUGCUGCUCAAGGACCGGACGGCCGCGGCUGCGAGUGCCAGAAUCUGGUCUAUGGCUGUUGUCCUGAUGGCCGUACGGCAGCUACGGGCCCCAGUCUGACGGGCUGCACGUGCCACCACUAUCCGCACGGCUGUUGCCCCGAUGGGCGAACUCCGGCUCGAGGACCCGAGUACGACGGCUGCACGUGCGCCAUGACUGCAUACGGCUGCUGCCCCGAUGGGGUCACUGCUGCCAGAGGUCGCAAGUUCGAGGGUUGCCCCGAUACAACGAUGGUCGUUCCCGCCAGGAAUGUCAGCGCCAGCGUGUGUGGUCUACCUGAAGAGCUUGGCCCCUGCCGCAAUUACACGGUCAAGUGGGUCUUCAACGUUGCUGACGGCCGCUGCAGCCGUUUCUGGUACGGCGGAUGCGAGGGCAAUGAAAACCGGUUCAACUCGGAGGAAGAGUGCGAGGCAAUCUGCGUCAAACCCGAAGGACCUGAUGCCUGCCUGCUGCCCAAGGUGGUUGGUCCGUGUGACGGCCAGUACGAGCACUGGUAUUUUAACUCGGCCACUCGCACCUGCGAGUCGUUCAUGUACGGCGGGUGCCACGGAAACAACAACCGUUUCACCAGCCAACACCUGUGCGAGCAGACGUGCCUGCACCAAGAAACGCUUGACCCAUGCGAACAGUCCGCAGCACCAGGACCGUGCAGGGGUAACUACCCACGUUUCUACUAUGACCGGCAAGAGAACCGGUGCAAGCAGUUCACGUAUGGUGGUUGCCAGGGCAACGCAAACAACUUCGCCACGGAGGACGAGUGCUCGGAAAGAUGUGUCAGGCUUAGUGCACAGGAGAUAUGCAUCUUGGCCAAGGAGGAAGGCCAGUGCCUGUCGGCAGACCGCAAGUGGUACUACGACUACGUAGAAGGGCGCUGCAAGGAGUUUGUCUACACGGGUUGCCAGGGCAACCGCAACCGCUUCAACACGCUUGACCAGUGUGAGCGCAUGUGCAACUCUACCAGAGUCGCCGUGUCACGCGAAAUCUGUGCCCUGCCGAAGGAAGAGGGUCCGUGUCGGGCGGCCAUCUUGCACUGGCACUACAACAUGGCGGCCGGACGGUGCGAGCAGUUCUACUAUGGCGGCUGUCAGGGCAACGCCAACCGGUUCGAGUCGAGGCUUGACUGCGAGCGUGCCUGCCUCGCUACCGGUCGAAACAUCUGCCUGCUGCCGCAAGAGGCCGGAAACUGCGUGGAGUUCCGCGAGCGAUGGUACUACAAUGCUGAGGAAGGUCGCUGUCACCGUUUUUAUUACGGGGGCUGUGAUGGAAACGAGAAUAACUUUGCCUCGCACCUGGAGUGCCAACAGAUGUGCAGACAACCUGCCCCAACAGACGAGCCUGAGGAAGAGUUCAGGCAGGAGUUCUGCUUCAUGCCUCACGAAGCGGGACCCUGCACCAACAUGGAGGUGCGCUGGUUCUACGACAAGCAAGAUGGCGUGUGCCGAGAGUUCUACUACGGCGGCUGCCUUGGAAACCGAAACCGCUUCCGAUCCCGCCGAGACUGCGAGGAACGGUGCUUCAGUUCUCAAGAUGUGUGCACGCUGCCGAAAGUGCAAGGACCGUGCAGUGGCACGUUCAUCCAGUGGUUCUACGACACCGAGACAGACCGGUGCCACGAGUUUACGUAUGGAGGUUGCCAGGGCAAUGCCAACCGCUUUAACGACCGUGAGGCAUGCGAGAAGAAAUGCCGCAAGGGGGCGCCGCUGCCCGUUGAGCGCCCCACGCCGCCUGAUGUGUGCACCCUUCCCAACCAGCCUGGGCCAUGCUAUGGCUUACUGAUGAUGUGGUACUUCGACACUGCAACUCGCGAGUGCCGCAACUUUACCUAUGGAGGCUGUGAGGGCAACGACAAUCGGUUUGAAUCCCUAGAGCUUUGUAAACAACGCUGUGCCCACGUUGUAGCGCCAGCAGUUGUAGAUACACCUGCACGGCGCCCCACUAAACCCUGGCCUAGCGUCAAAGGUGCAUGCAAGAGAAUGGCCGACAAGGGCGACUGCAGUGAGGUGCAUGCUCGAUGGUUCUACGAUGUAAAGACCGGCAACUGCCUCCCGUUCGUGUACACUGGCUGCGGAGGCAAUAGGAACCGGUUCAAGUCGCACGAAAUCUGCAUGAAAGUCUGCUCUGGGGUCACAAUGGACACCCCUGAUUAUGAAGUGGACGAACCGGGCACAAACGAGAAGCGGAUGCCGCCACCACCUUCUCGAGGGCACACGAGACCAGACCAAGAGUUGGAACCACGUGCAAAGCCACCAAUGCCCGUCACACCGUUCCCAGAACCGUUCCCACUGACACCAGCUGCUCCACCACAGACGCCGGCACCGGAGUGCCUCCCGUCCAACUGCGAAGAGCUGCAGUGUCCCCUUGGGAAGAACCAGACCGUGGACCAUCGUGGUUGCGUCCAGUGUCGCUGCAGCAACCCUUGCGAGACCUUUUCGUGCCACGAAGCAGAGCUUUGUAGGAUCGAGGCGUACCGAAGUCCUGACGGCAGGCCCAACUACCGACCGGUGUGCCGCCUGGUGAACAAGGCUGGCCACUGCCCCGUAGCCGAAGUCGAGGCACAGCCCGCAGCCGUGGUUCGAGCUGACUGCCGAGAUGUCUGCCGCGUGGAUGCCGACUGUCCAGACAUCCGCAAGUGCUGCUACAAUGGCUGUGCACACGUCUGCGUGCAGGCUGUUGUCACUGAGGUUACCACUGUUCAGACAUCCACGACAACGCAAGCCCCAAUUCUGACUGUUGAGCCAACAACUGAAGCCCCAUCUCCACCUGUGCACCGGCCAUCAGAACUGGCCGCACCUGCCAAGCCAGAGGUGACGGCCAACGCGGGCUCUGAUGUUACGCUGUCGUGCCUCGACCGGCCAUUCCUGAUCGUGUCUGUCGAGUGGACCUUCCGUGAUGAGCUGGUUGAGAGCAACGAGGGGCGCUUCAAGAUCUUGGUCGACGGCUCGCUGCACAUCUCCCAGCUGACGGGCGACGAUGCUGGGCCCUAUCGGUGCACCGCAGACGACGGGCACCAGAAGGUGUCGCACGUCACUAACCUCGUUGUUUAUGUACCGGCCACGAUCAGACCUUCGAGCGCAACAGUGACUGUGACCGUGUCAGAAACGGCCCGGAUGGCCUGCUUAGCCGUGGGCUACCCGAGGCCCGUCGUACAGUGGUACCGCAACUCGAAGCAGCUGCCACAACGGAGCUCGCGCUACGCCCAACUCGAUGACUUCACGCUCGCCAUCCGAAACGUCACCCAAGAAGACGAGGGCAUUUACAUGUGCCGCGCCUACAACUACCACGGCCAGCCGGCCGUCUGGAAGGUGUCUCUCUCGGUGCUGCCGCUUGGCCGAAACGCGGCGGUGCCGGGACGGCGCCGGCGUCGCGGCCACGGCUCUCCAGGUUUUUCGCACCGCCGCACGGGCCGAAAAACAUAUCUGACUGGCAACGAGGUGGUGACAGUCGACGUGGUGAUUGCAACGGGCGAGAACCGCGUGGGGGCGCCACUGCAGCUGGAUUGCUACGUGACGGGUGCCCCCGAACCACGCGUCUCUUGGCUGCACGAGGGCAAGCAGGUCGAAACGGACGGUCAUCGCGUUCUCAUGGAGAACCACACCCUGUACAUUCCGUCGGCAGCGAUGUCGGACGGGGGCGAAUACUCCUGUCAGGCAGACAAUGGCCACAGCAAUCAAUCUGUCUCGGUUCAUAUCGUCAUGGAUGACAUCCAUGUUCCGGAGUCGUGCACUGACAGCCCCCGCUUUGCGAACUGCAACCUCAUAGUACGUGCUCGUUACUGCACAAACAAGCACUACUCGAGGUUCUGUUGCCGUUCUUGCAUGCUUGCUGGCCAAAUUCAUGCUGAUGCCAAUGGGUACACCAAUGGCAAUGGAAACGGCUAUGACAAUGGAAAUGGAUACAGCAACGGAAAUGGUUACGGCAACGGAAAUGGUUACGGCAACGGAAAUGGCUAUGGCAAUGGAAACGGCUACAGCAAUGGGAACGGCUAUGGUAAUGGACACGGAAACCGCUAUGGAGGCGGCUUCAACAGUGGCAAUAGCUUUGGCAACGGCUACGUCAAUGGGUACAGUAAUGGAAAUGGUCAUGGCAAUGCAUACGGAAAUUCCACUGGAAACGGGAGCGGCAACAAAACCAACGAACUCGCCUAAGCGAAUCUUGCCAAAUCUGCAACUCAGGGUUUUCUUGUCCGGGUCUCCUUAUAUUUGAUUUUCAUUGGUCAUUGUGUGAAACCUCUUCAAAGCUUGCAAUGGCAUAUUUUUUCGUCACAUGUUCUAGGUAUCAUGGCACUCACUACAGGGGUAGUUUGUCAGUUUGUGUCAUCGUACGAUCUUGCUAGGUGCAUUCCUGCCUUAUGUACCCAUAGUCUAAUACCAAUACAUUAGCGAGGAGUUCAUUUGAAAAGCCUGAUAAAACAUGUGAAACUCUGACCUGAAAGAAAUGCAAAAUUGCCGAUGUUGAGAACAGCAUAUCAGGUUGACAUGAGCGAUAGUGAGUGCUGGAAAGGCAACAUUGUUUGCCUAAGCAUUGACAUCAGCUUCAUCUGAUCAGAUCUGAUUUGAAAAAUUACUUUCAAUUUUCUUUCGCACUGCUGUCUCAAGCAUUCAUUGCAUUGUCUCAUGCAAUUAGCUAUAUCUUAUAGGCUGUAUGGUGUUUAUUUGCAUUACUUUUAAACCUAGAAGCAUGCUCAGACUCUCAGUGGUAAGUUGCCUUUUACAUGCUGCAUGUGUCUACUUAAUUACUACAAGGCCUGCCACCUUGUCUUUUUUUCUUUACGUGUAUUCCUUUAACGCUGCUGUACCUUGUGGAAGCCACGUGGCUUUGUGUGCAAUAUGUCAAGCACCAGAAAGGAACACAAGAUUUUGCAUGGCAGUGUUAUAUUUAAAUCAAAGAGUAGCAUGCCAUUACCUGCAGUGUGCGAACUUUCAAGCUACCAUGUAUAGUAGUUAAGGCACCAGCGAAGAACCUUAGGCCAACAAAAAAUGACUGAUCUGUUUGUUUUCCUUCGUAUUUUCUUCUCAUACAUACGUGAAAUUGUUUUUGUGCAAGAGCCGUUACUUAAGCCGAGUUUCUGUCCCGACGUUGUGCCUUUAAAUGUGUCUAUAGAGCUUGUGCCAGUUUUAAAGGGUUUCCUUUUUUUUUUUAAUUUGUGACAGAGUUCCUACUCUAAGGGCUACACUUUGAUGUCACCACAAAAUAUUCAUGCUUUAUGCAUCAGGGGAACUUCACAAGGAGUUUUCCCAAAACUUUGGUGAAGAAGCUUGUGUUUUGUGCUCGGUGAUCAUUUUCCAACUCGCAUAGCGCGAACUUUUGUAAGGGCUGUUGAUCACCGUUUUGUUUCUUGUCAUUUCAGUAUUAUUCCUACGAGUUGCGCUCCCCACAUAGUGUGUUCCGUGUGCUGUGCUUGUUGAAAAAAAAAAAAGAAACAGCCUUUUUAUUUAGCCAUAGUGGCCGCAGGUAACACGCAUACUGCCAUGCAUUGAAUGCGUCUCUUUUCUUACCUGCGAAAAACGUUUCCUGGUGGCGAGUUUCGCUGGUUGAUUCAAAGAAGAUGCGUGAAUUUUGUACCUAGUGAACAUUCUCGAGAAUUUCAAUGCACCAGACACGAACAGAGGGCUUUCUUCCAGACCGAAGCUUGUGCUGACAAAUUUUUACAGUUGAAGUGAUGGAUUGUACUGUGUAAAAUUUAAUUACUUCCCUCAUUUUGCUCAUGGUUCAUGCACACAUUGUCGAAAGAAGAGUGGAGCUUGAAAUGCAGCAAGUGCGGAAAUUCUUGCGAGCUUGUUAAUAUGCUCAUAAGAGCUGAAAUUAACGCAAACUCGGCAUUUGAGCUGGUGGAAACUGUCGAAUUCAUUCGAGGUCUAAGCUCUGUGUGUGCUUCCCAGUCAGUCAUCAGGAAAAUUAGUUGCAAUUCACUGCAGAAUGAGAAUGUAAUCCUAAACGAACAGUGGUUUAGCAUGUUCUAAGUAAACCAGUGAACGAAGCAGAAACAGAUCUUGUGCUGUCAGAUGCCAUGAAGCAACCAUCUUCGGAUCAACCCGUGAAAUUCGCCUUCAGUUUUGCAAUAUCGUACUCGACACUGCCAGCGCGUCGUAUUAACAAGAUGCUCUAGUCUGUAACCACCACCUCUCCAAUGCAUUCCACGAGAGAUGAGCAUGGAACAGCAUUUACGUUUAUUAUUUUUUUUAUACAUGUUUGUGUUGUCCUUUCAGUAGUGUCCCCCAAGUUUGUUUUCCAUUUUGUUAAUUUUGUGGGAGCAAUUUUUCAUUCGCCUGUCGUACAACGGCCUUUUUCUGCUUUUUGUAUGGUUUGCUAUGUUUUUAGUACUUUAUUUUUAGGUGCUUUACUCUGCCAUUUGCUUGAUGUAAUGGCUUUUUAAUUCAAGCGUAGAUGCGAUAUCUAGCCACUUAAAGCUUUCCUUCCCAGUAGUGGGCUCAGAAGUCCAGAGUGUGGAAACUUUGCUGUUCGGGAAUUCUACUUUUUAUCAUUUGUGGUAACUGUAGGUACUUCGUAGGUGAAAACCUUUGACAUUGAGUCUUGCAUGUAACUGGUGAAUUUGUGCCUGUGCUCGCAAACUGAAAUGCAAUCAUUAAAAUUUUAACAGUGUAGAUUGUGAGAUUUCUGAUAUGAAGCAAUAUUCGCAUAAAUCUUUUCCAAGAAUGAGGAGUUAAUUGAAGUUGCACUGUUUUCAGUCAGUCACCAUAUUGUAAACUAUGUAGUGUCGAAGAUUUCCUCUAAGUUUGUGAAUUUACUUUUAUUCUGUCAUGGAAAUCUGCAAACCUGGACUCUGUUCCACAAAAGUGCCUUUAAUGUACCACUAGACCGAAAAAUCUCCUCAGAUUUUGCAGAAGUCUUUUGGCAAAGGAAAUCAAAGGGAGCAUUCAUUAUUGCAAUACAAUCAUUGUAUCUCGACAUAUAAAAUACACAUUUUUCAACAUUUAGCUGUGUUUUUUUUAUAUUUUAGCAUUUAAUGUAGUAUUUUUAUAUUUUAGCAUUUAAUAUAGUAUAGUUUGAUUCGAUUGCCUUGAGCAUAGAUGAAAGAGAUAGAUUAACAGCUAAUUUGUCUACAUUAAAAAGCAAUUUUUAAAAGGUGAAGUUAAAUUUUGAAAAGUGAAGUUAAAAGUAAAGAAUAAAAGCCAGUAUUUCUGCACUUAGAUACUGCCCCCAAAUGAUGGUGCGAGUGACAAUGCUCAGAUUUCACAUGCUGCACAAUACUUCACGUAUUUGUCUCUCCCACUAUUGUUUUAGGUUAUGUCCCAGAAGUACCAAGGUUAUCCAUUAAUUUUUUUUUCCAUUCAAGUGUCUUCAAAUAUGCUAUUAUGUUUUUGCAUUGUCGAGCGCUGGCCACUUAAUAACUUCCACCAAAAAAAGGCUUAAUUUGGAGGGUAUGUGAAAGCUGUACUAAUCAGUGAUUUCUGGUUGCCAAACUUAUCCUCUCUCAAAGAACAGUCUACUUGUAGUAUUUCUAGUUAUAGUAGUGAAAUCGGUCAUCCAAACUUUGCUUUUGUGCUCAGCUUGUUGCACGCCGCAAAGAAGCCGAAUGUGGGCAAAUUUCGUUGUACACAUUAUGCGCACGCACUAGCAUUACAAUGCAUUGAUUUAGUGCAAUGUCGAAGGAGAUGUGUAUUGUAAGACCUGCGUGAUUUUAAAUGAGGUCAUGUGCCAUUUCGUUGCUGGUACGGAGCUUGCCACAGGCCAUACCUAAAAGCACAGUAUUGUUCGUUUUUGUUUGUUUUACUUUGCUGUACAGUAUUAUUUUCCUCUACAAUGUUCUGACCAAACAGGCUGCACCAGCACACCUUGCUUUUUUGUAUGUCCUGCAUUGAUGUGACAGUUUUGUUUUCGUGAAACAUAUUUAAAUGUACUUGGGCAUUUGUGCACAAAUGCCUUUUUUACAGAAUUUUUAAUGAAACAAAUGCUUUUGCAUGUGUGUGUAAUUGUCUCAUCUUGUACAUAUAAAAUUAAUUGGCAGUGUA